Molecule: messenger RNA, 715 nt
Organism: Rubroshorea leprosula
Lineage: Eukaryota; Viridiplantae; Streptophyta; Magnoliopsida; Malvales; Dipterocarpaceae
Source: the annotation of a GenBank genome assembly
UGUUGCUUUUUUUGUGACGUGGACUAAUCGGUUACCUUAAUCAACGGGAGUUGUUAAAUCUUCAGAGAAAAAGAAAUUUCCCGCCUCUUCGAUCCCUUCUUCCUCCCCUUCUUCCUCCGGCGUUACUUCCUUUCCUGCUCUCCCUCUCUCUUUCUCCCUUCUCUGAUCUUCGUUCCUUACAGUCGCCUCUUAUCCACUCCUCUGCCAUGGGAAAAAAGCCAAUUUUUCACAAAAAGAGAAAUGAAAAGAUGAAAGAGAGUGCGGAAAUUGAUCAACGAUGCGACAUUUGUGGAAAGUUCUUCGUUCCACUCAGGGAUUUUCACCUCCACCUUGUGAAAUGUGAAAAACAAAAAAAGGCUCUGAUUCAAGAAGAGAAAGAGAGACUGAAGAAGGAAGAGGAAGAGGAAGCGGAAAAGGAAGAAAUGAGGCGCCAAGCAGAGAAGAAGAAGAAGAAGAACGCCAAGAAAUGCAAGAACCAGAAGAAGGCCGACGGCCAGACCGAGAAAGAUGAGAAGAAAGCCUCAAGAACCAAAAACAAUAGAGGAAGAAAGUAAUAUUUUCUUGUGGCUAACCAAAAAAACAGAUGGUAAAGGUAGAUUGAAAGUGCUUUUUGGUAGCGGUUCAUGUUAAAUGUGAAUAAAUAAAAUGGAAAGAGAGGAACCUUUUGUCGCCAUUUUACUUUUCUUUGUUCUUUUUCGCGUUAUUGUUUUGUCUU